AUGAUAAUGAAUUCGAAUGGCAUUGAAUAUGAAGAUGAUGACAGCCAGCAAGCAUACACUAGAGAGUUUUGGAUUGGUAUUGGUGUAUCAGUCAUUACCAAUUUAGUGCAGUCGUUUGCCAUGGCAUUUCAACGCAAAUCGCAUAUAUUAAAUGACACCGUCUAUCCAGUGGAAGCUCGAAAACAUGCACUCAAGAGACCUAUGUGGGUAAUCAGCUUUGCAAGCUUCUUGACUGCCAAUAUCAUUGGGUCUAUAUUCUCUAUUGGAUACCUUCCCAUUGUUAUCUUGGCUCCCAUCGGAGCUAUGGGCCUCGUAUUUAAUGCAAUUGCUGCGAAGAUUGUCUUGGGCGAUCCAUUCAAGAGAAAUACAGUCAUUGGUACAUUACUCAUUGUUAUCGGUGCAUUGCUUGUUGGUUUGUUUGGCGUCAUCCCUGAGCCAGACCAUGAUAUCGAUGACUUGAUAAGAUUGUACAGAAAGCCAGCAUUCAUUGCUUAUUUCAGCAUAUUAGAAUUUGUGAUCAUCACAGGUUUACUAACAACACAUUAUUUUGAACGAAUGUACUAUCUCAUGGAAUCAGCUGCUAUGCCUCCUACCAACAUGGGAAAAUUGAUCGGUAAAUGGGUCACUAUGGAGGAUUUGAAAAAGUAUUGCGGUAUCAGUUAUGGUGUUCUAUCUGGCAACAUCAGCAGCCAAAGUAUCUUAUUCGCCAAGAGUGGACUGGAAUUGAUCAUCUUGUCUGUUGUAUUUGAUAAAAAUCAGUUGCAAUACGCUCUAACAUGGAUACUUUUGGUGAUGAUGGUACUGACAGCCAUUUUGCAGUUGUAUUACUUGAAUAAGGGAUUGCAAUUGUGCGACACUGUCAUCAUGAUUCCUCUUUCAUCUUGCACAUUCAACGUAUCUUGUCUCUUCAAUGGUCUAGUCUAUUAUGAUCAAUGGAGCCGAAUUAUUUGGUGGCAUUUGCUGCUCGUCAUGUUUGGUGUAGCUGUAACUAUCUGUGGUGUCUUGCUAAUUUCAUGGAAACCAAGUACCAAAUUAUUGGAAGAGGAAAUCGACGUUGUGAACAGCGCCAUGGAUGAUUCGGAUGAUACUUUGUCUGAACAUACAACCUUGCUCGGUCCUCAUGUUAAAAAACAAGUUUCGUAUCAUACUUAG
Mucor velutinosus is the source of this 1152-nucleotide messenger RNA. RefSeq lists its product as uncharacterized. The coding region runs from base 1 to 1152 and encodes 383 amino acids. Gene Ontology annotation, biological process: magnesium ion transport. Gene Ontology annotation, molecular function: magnesium ion transmembrane transporter activity. The record is from RefSeq and is a predicted model, not a curated record. The transcript has 3 exons. Lineage: Eukaryota; Fungi; Mucoromycota; Mucoromycetes; Mucorales; Mucoraceae. Gene Ontology annotation, cellular component: membrane.